Pangasianodon hypophthalmus (striped catfish) is the source of this 2518-nucleotide messenger RNA. It is a transcript of the gene ccdc3b, whose product is annotated as coiled-coil domain containing 3b. Gene Ontology annotation, biological process: negative regulation of gene expression. The transcript is spliced from 3 exons. NCBI's taxonomy places the organism in Eukaryota, Metazoa, Chordata, Actinopteri, Siluriformes, Pangasiidae. The record is from RefSeq and is a predicted model, not a curated record. Gene Ontology annotation, cellular component: extracellular region. Bases 601 to 1425 code for a protein of 274 amino acids.
CACAGAAAAUGAGCACACAUUAUGUGGGUACUUUUUAAGCUGGUUUUAAACGCAGACAUUUUUAUUUAGGAGAGUGCUUCAUGAAUGUUGUGUAUUAUGUCAUUGCUUUUUUAUGUAAGUAUUGCAGCAUUUUAAGAAAAUGCGUGUAUGAUGAAUCAUAUGCGUUUUUUGGCACGCCGCGUGUUAUGCAAAGACGCACUGGAUUAAUUCCUUUUAUUGUGCUUUUUUAUGUAUUUGUCAAAGGUAGCCCACGUUGUGGUCUGGGAUAUAGCCUAGUGUGUUGCACUGGGGAGGGAUUUAAACCUGGAUUGGAAUUGAGAUUGUCAAUCUGAUCUGGCAACCCAGAGUCCAAACGAGCCGUGCGUAAUUCCAGAUCACGGAACGGGAUGGAGAAAAGAAAAGCAGCAGUUUGAAUCAGCAUUCAGCCACAUGCACUGAUGUUGUAGGUUAAAAAGUUAGACUGUGACAGCUUUGUUGCACUAACCUUCUUCACCCACAAAGCAUUUCCAUGCACAUGGAUGCUGCGCGUUGUGAUUAGACCUGGUUUCGUGUAUUAGGGCUGCUUUUGAGGCUCGCUCGCCCUGGACACGGUUCCUCGCGAUGCGUGCUCUUGCGGCGUUCGUGUCUCUGCUCGCGCUGUGCGUGAUCGCGGCGCGCGGAUGCCAGCUUCCCCAUGACUGGAGACCGCAAACGGAAGCGUGCCGCGCGGAGCUGGCUGAGAUCAUCGUUUUCGCCAGGGUGCUCGCCGUUCACGAGGACGCGCACGGAGGCGCGUAUAACUACCUGCCGUGGCAGCACGAAGCCGGACUCUUCUUCUCGGCUGAGAUCGAGCUGCUGUGCGACCAGGCGUGGGGCAGCAUGCUGGAGGUGCCCGCCGGCUCGCGCUUCAACGUCACCGGCCUCGGCUACUUUCCAUGCUACUCAUACAGCGUGGUGGAGAAUAACAACUACUACUUCUUCUUGAGGAUGGAUGAAAACUAUAACAUCAUCCCUCAUGGAGUGAAUUUCCAGGACCCCAUCUUCCCUGACACACCGGAAAAUCACCGCAUGUUCGCCAGCCUCUUCCAGUUCUCCAACUGCACAGCUGGGACGCAGGUCCACACGUACACCCCCGAGUGGGAGGCACAGGAGGACAGCCGGCUCCUGUGCUCUACAGUGCAGAAAGCUCUCUUUGAGGAAGAGGAGAAGGUUAAAACACUUUCUCAGAAAGUUAAAGUCCUUGAGAAAGCCAACAACCACCUGAGGGACAAAGUGAAGAACCUGAAACGUUUGCUGAGGCUGGCCAAACGGGAGACCAAGGAUCAGACAGGGCUUCUCAAACAGCUUCAUGAGCCUGAACCAGAGCUCCCACAUCCACAGCAAGAUACCACCCAGGUCCAAAAACCUGUAAAUGGGAAGAUCCUGCCUAGGAAGCUCAAAAACUAGGGAAUUUAGUCUAAUUGCUUCCAAACUGGGGAAUUUUGCCUAAGUACUGCCAGGGAGUCAAACCAGCUACACAGCUGUAGGUCUGUGUAUCCAUAAAAUUUCCAUAAACUAGAAUGAAAAUGGUUAUAAUAUGGAAGGUAAUGGACUUUGUAUGUAUGCUUCAGCUCAGGAUUAACAGAGAAAUGAUCUAGAGAAUAUGCAUAUGCAUCAGGCUAGUACUUUAUGAAAAGCAAUGUUAAGUAUCAAUGAAUGAAUAUUUACCAGCCGUUAACCAUUUUUAUCCAUGUUCACAAAGCAGACACGUUAACUAGGAAACUACCAUAAUACAAUCACACUAUCAGACGUAUACAGAUUAGAUCAUGAUCAGAGGUCAGCAUCUAGUCACAUGGUAUCAGGUAACAUAAAAUCACCAGUGGAUUAUGGAGUCUCCAUUAAUGGGUUUCAAUUCAAUGAGCAUCCACUCCUGUUCAAAUGUAUGACAUGUAUAACUUUUGAAAGAUGUGAAAGCCUUCCCUUUCAUUUGUACCUGUGAAAAUUCCCAUGCAUACCUGUAUUUCAAAUUUGGAAGCACUUGCACCCAUUUGCCAGUAGGCUGUCAUCAGACUGAUAUUAUACCUUCUAGUCUUGCAUAAAAGAAUGUCAAAAUUCUACAAUAUUUUACCAUUUAAGGUUAAAAAAGAAAACUAUUUUAGUAUAUUCUUGAAACACGGUGCACUUGACAUCUCUGGAAUGUUAUACUACACUCUUUCCAAAGGUCUCUCAACAUUUCUUUUAUGAUUCCAAUCUGUAUAGUGUUUCUUGUACUUAUAUGAGUGAAAUUGUUUCUCUUUUUUCCUUUCUUUUCUUUUUUUUUUUUAAAUAUGCAACCAGGGUGCUGAGCACUCCAUAAAUAGGACAACUACUCAGUAUGGCUUAUUUUAAGGUCAGGUUUAUUUAGUAUUUAGUGAACUGAUAAGAAUUUGUUAUGUUAAGGUCAGCAAUUUCAUUAAAAAAAUAAUGAAAUGUAAACAAUGUUGUUUUUCAUGUAUGUUUAACAUAUUCUUAAGCUUUUAUGUAUGCCAUUAAAAUGAAAUAAACUUUCGGUUUUACUUAA